AUGCUGGCCUCAGGGCUGCUCCUCGUGGCUUUGCUGGCCUGUCUGACUAUCAUGGUCUUGAUGUCUGUCUGGCGGGAAAGGAACCUCAAAGGGAAAUUGCCUCCAGGGCCCACUCCUCUGCCCUUCAUCGGGAACUACCUGCAGCUGAACACCGAGCAGAUGUACAACUCCCUCAUGAAGAUCAGCGAGCGCUACGGCCCCGUGUUCACGAUCCACCUGGGGACCCGGCAGAUCGUGGUGCUGUGCGGCUAUGAUGCUGUGAAGGAGGCUCUGGUGGACCAGGCUGAAGAAUUCAGUGGGCGAGGCAAGCAGGCUACCUUUGACUGGCUCUUCAAAGGCUAUGGAGUGGCUUUCAGCAACGGGGAGCGCGCCAAGCAGCUCCGGCGCUUCUCAGUUACGACGCUGCGGGACUUCGGCGUGGGCAAGCGCGGCAUCGAAGAGCGCAUCCAGGAGGAGGCGGGCUUCCUCAUCGAGGCCUUCCGGGGCACUCGCGGCGCCUUCAUCGAUCCCACCUUCUUCCUGAGCCGAACGGUCUCCAAUGUCAUCAGCUCCAUUGUCUUCGGGGACCGCUUUGACUACGAGGACAAAGAGUUCCUGUCACUACUGCGAAUGAUGCUGGGAAGCUUCCAGUUCACCGCUACGUCUACCGGGCAGCUCUACGAGAUGUUCUACUCAGUGAUGAAAUAUCUGCCAGGGCCACAGCAGCAGGCCUUUAAGGAGCUGCAGGGACUGGAGGACUUCAUAGCCAAGAAGGUGGAACAAAACCAGCGCACACUGGACCCCAACUCCCCACGGGACUUCAUCGACUCCUUCCUCAUCCGCAUGCAGGAGGAGAAGGAGAAUCCCAACACGGAGUUCUACACGAAGAACCUGGUGCUAACAACCCUGAGCCUCUUCUUUGCGGGCACUGAGACGGUCAGCACGACCAUGCGGUAUGGCUUCCUGCUGCUCAUGAAGCACCCAGAUGUGGAGGCCAAAAUCCAUGAGGAGAUUGACCGCGUGAUCGGCAAGAACCGUCAGCCCAAGUUUGAGGACCGGGCCAAGAUGCCCUACACAGAGGCUGUGAUCCACGAGAUCCAGAGAUUCGGAGACACGAUCCCCAUGGGCCUGGCCCGCAGAGUCACCAAGGAUACCAAGUUUCGAGACUUCCUCCUCCCCAAGGGCACCGAAGUGUUCCCUAUGCUGGGUUCUGUGCUGAGAGACCCCAAGUUCUUCUCCAACCCCCGAGAUUUCAAUCCCCAGCACUUCCUGGACGAGAAGGGGCAAUUUAAGAAGAGUGAUGCUUUUGUGCCCUUCUCCAUCGGAAAGCGGUACUGUUUCGGAGAAGGCCUCGCCAGAAUGGAGCUCUUCCUCUUCUUCACCACCAUCAUGCAGAACUUCCGCUUCAAGUCCCCACAGUCGCCCCAGGACAUCAACGUGUCCCCCAAACUCGUGGGCUUUGCCACUAUCCCUCCAAACUACACCAUGAGCUUCCUGCCCCGUUGA
Molecule: messenger RNA, 1485 nt
Organism: Budorcas taxicolor (takin)
Lineage: Eukaryota; Metazoa; Chordata; Mammalia; Artiodactyla; Bovidae
Product: cytochrome P450 2A13
Exons: 9
Coding region: 1-1485 (494 amino acids)
Biological process (GO): xenobiotic metabolic process; coumarin metabolic process
Cellular component (GO): intracellular membrane-bounded organelle; cytoplasm
Molecular function (GO): iron ion binding; oxidoreductase activity, acting on paired donors, with incorporation or reduction of molecular oxygen, reduced flavin or flavoprotein as one donor, and incorporation of one atom of oxygen; heme binding
Source: RefSeq, a predicted model, not a curated record